CAAACGGGAACCUGACGUGCUGUGUAAACUUUCACCAAAAACUCAAUAAUUUUUUCUUUUUUUUUUCUUAGCAUCCCACUGCCAAAUUUCCCAGCCACCUCCCCCUCACCCAUACCUCCCACCGCAGCACCCUCCCCUCCAGCCUGGCCUCCCGGACUUGGCCCACCCAGCUCCCCCCCACGUCUCCACCAGGUAUCGGGGUGGCGCGCGCUCCUCUCCCCGCCCUCCAGGAUGGCAGUGCGGAAGCGGAAGAGGCUGCCGGGCCGGGAAGCUGCUUCUUAGCCGGCGGUGCCGGGUCGGGCCGCCGCGAUGACGAGCCCCCGGAGGGGCGCUGAGGGCCGCGCGCUGGGCGCCCCCGUCGCAAGCAGCAGCAGCGGCAGCCCGGGCAGCCCGGCGCACGGCGGCGGCGGCGGCAGGUUCGAGUUCCAGUCCCUGCUCAGCAGCCGCGCGCCCGGCGCCGAUCCCACCUGCGCGCGGCUCCGCGCGUCCGAGAGCCCGGUGCACCGCCGCGGCUCCUUCCCGCUGGCCGGGCCGGGCCCCGCGCCGGCGCCCCCGGGCCCGCUGCCCGAGGAGGCCCGCAUGGACUUGAACCCGUCCUUCCUGGGCAUCGCUCUGCGCUCCCUGCUGGCCAUUGACCUGUGGCUGUCCAAGAAGCUGGGCGUAUGCGCCAGGGAGCGCUCGGCCUGGGGCAGCGUGCGGCCCUUGAUGAAGCUGCUGGAGAUCUCGGGCCACGGAAUUCCCUUCCUGCUGGGCACCCUCUACUGCCUGUCCCGGAGCGACAGCUGGGCCGGUCGCGAGGUGCUCAUGAACCUGCUCUUCGCCCUGCUGCUGGACCUGCUGCUGGUGGCCCUCAUCAAAGGGCUGGUCCGCAGGCGCCGGCCGGCUCACAACCAGAUGGACAUGUUUGUCACCCUCUCGGUGGACAAGUACUCCUUCCCCUCGGGCCACGCCACAAGGGCCGCCCUGGUGUCGCGCUUCAUCCUGAACCACCUGGUGCUGGCCAUUCCACUGAGGGUGCUGACGGUCCUGUGGGCCUUCCUCGUGGGCCUCUCCCGGGUGAUGCUGGGACGGCACAACGUCACUGACGUGGCUUUUGGCUUUCUCCUGGGCUACCUGCAGUACAGCAUCGUGGACUAUUGCUGGCUGUCGCCCCACAAUGCUCCCCUGCUUUUUGUACUGUGGAGUCAACAAUGACACCAUCGCGUUGAUUACAGCACCAGGGGAGAUCAGGUUUCCAAAUUCAGUGAUGCCAACUAAGCCAGCUGCCAUUCCGCUUUCCCCUCCUAGAAUUUCAGGCUUACCUUGGGAUUUGUAGGGGUCCCACUAGCUUGAUGUGUGGCUAGGCUGGGGCACAUGUGGCCAUUGUUAAACACAGCCAUAUUAGAGAAAGCAACAUUGUAUUUAUUCAACAACUGUGUAUGUCUCCAGGAGGGCUGCAAAGAAACCAAGCUGGAGUGAUUACAAUGUUGCUGUUUUGGGUUUUUUUUUUAAUGACUUUAGUAAAAUGUGUGUUUUGUAGUGAUCCCAUAAGUCAACAUCUCACUUGUAAAUUGAACUUUGGAAAGGUAACAUGCUCUUGUUCUGUAAUACAGGCAGAUGAGCUGUGUGCUAAUCCUAGUCUUUUACAGACUUUAAACAGUAUUUUACGGGUCUCAGACAUAGGUUUUCCCACUUUAUUCCUGAAGGUCUAGUUGCCACAGUUGGAGAGAGUUCGCCUUAAUUUUCUCGGUAAGAUUUUUUUUUACAUUAUUGUCUUCCAUCUUUGCUCACUGGGUAUUGAGAAGAGAGGCGUAGUACUUGUCUCUCUUUUCCUCCCAACCUCCCAAAAGAUCUUUACGUAGGUGUUUGUUUUCCACUGCUUUCUCAUACUGUCUUCAGCAUUCAGAGGACAAGCCAAGAACUUAGUGAAGAAACACUUCAAAUUGGACACACCUGAGGUGCCAGUAGAAGAAGGAGGGGGGCCCACAUGCUUAGUUCUUUUGAGAAGAACAACUUGGUAUGACAAAAGCUAGAGAAGCUGAAUUGCUGGGCAAAGUCAGAGGAACUGAGAGAUCGAGGAAAAGCUGACCCCGUAUUUAUGGUCAGUGGACCAGUAUGGCAGGGAUGGGGCCUUCUACUGAAUAAAGAAUAAUGCUUCUCUAUUGGUGUAAUAGGAAGAAAAGCCUGGCAAUCUGCUUCCAAAAAUGUCAGCCAUUGAAAACCCUAUGGAGCAGAGUUCUACUCUGACACACAGGGUGCCACGAGCCAGGUCGGCGCCAUGGCAACUGGUGGCUUAUUGGGGUGAUAAAAUGGGAAAAUAAUGGAGGAGUGUAAGCUUUCUUAUACAAGGAUGACCGCGUAUACUCUAGUUUUUCAUAUGGAACUCUGUUUCUCUUAACGCAGCUCACUUUAGGUAACAGUAUUAACUCGAAGCUGCUCAGGAGGAGCCAUAACUCCUAAAUUCCUGUUUACAUUGACCAAAAACCAGAAAACCAAACCCAUUACUGUCAAAUCUUAAUCCCAACUCACAGUGACCCUAUAGGACAGAGCAGAACUGCCCCCUAGGGUUUCUAAGACUGUAAUCUUUAUGGAAGCCAACUGCCACAUCUUUCUUCUGCACAGCAGCUGAUGGGUUCAAACCACCAGCCUUCUGGUUAGCAGCCGAGUGCUUAACCACUGUGCCACCAGGGUUCCUCUUCCAGUGACCGCUUGGUUUCAAGUGGCUCACCUGUGGCGCCUCCCAGAAUCACAAGGCCAAAGACCACCAAAUGCAAGAUGGACUCCGCUUGCUGCUCUCUGACCAGGAAAGACAAAGGAGGUGGUGUGCUUUAAAUGCUGCUCUACCUAAAAGGAGAAGCCUGGAAUUACCUAGGCAACUGGUGUCGAGAUUACUCAUUUCUAAACAGGAAGGACUGUGGACUUAAUCCUACAGAGAUGCUGGUGCAGGUUCUGAUGGGGUGGAAGAGUGAACUGCCAGGGCGGAAGGGCUCCCUGGAAGAGGGACGGUGACUCCUCAGAAAAAGAAGAAAACCACUCGCAUCCCACCACACCCCGACCACCAGCUACCUCUUCACCUGUGAGUCAGCCAAACUAAAGCACCACGUGUUCGGGUUGUUGUUUAACCUUAAAGGAAUCCUUUCUUUUCAUCGCAGCAAUUUUCCGGCCAGAUAUUUGGAAGCAAUGGCAUUUCCUCUGGUGGCGGUCACAAGUCUGAAUAUUGGGUUUUGGAAAUAAGGCUUACAGUCUGGUUUGUGUUCUGGAAUUCCCUGUCUGGCUGGGUCCUGAGUAUGCUGCCUUUAAAGCACAGCUCAGCUCACCUGACGGUUUUUGGAAUAUCCCAAGUUGUACAGUACCAUGAUUGUACACUGAGGAAUGUCUUUUAAAAAUCAAAAUAAAAUUCGCUAAUAAUGUUGAAUAAAACGAGAUGAAAACUUGUUCACUUUUUGCUUUGGAGAGAACUUGUUAGGUGCCGUCCAGUCAGUUCCAACUCAUAGCCACCCUGUUUACAACAGAACAGUACACUGCCUGGUCCUGUGCCAUUCUCACAUUCCGUGUUAUGCUUGAGCCCAUUGCUGCGGCCACGGUGUCAGUCAAUCUCACUGAGGGUCUUCCACUUCUUGCUGACCUUCUACCAAACAUGAUGUCCUUCUCCAGGGACUGGUCUCUUCUAUAGUGAGGAGGGAGACUGGUUUAUCCUCAGCUUCUCAAGAAUCCCUUCAUCUCUGACACAAUUUUGAGAGCUUGUAGUGAGUUAGUCUGGCCCUCUUUGCUGUCAGCAAACUGAGACAAAACCAGGAAAUGCUGAUCACCUUUGUUUCAGAGCCAUGUGUGUGAUGCUGUUUGCCACUUCUAUGGAGGCUGGCACUGCUGUAGUUGUUAGGUGCCGUCAAGUCAGUUCUCACUCACAGUGACCCUGUGUACAACAGAAUGAAACACUGUCCAGUCCUGUGCCAUCCUUAAAGUCAUUGCUAUGUUUGAGCCCAUUGCUGCUGCCACUGUGCCAAUCCAUCUUGCUGACCCUCUACCAAGCACAAUGUCCUUCUCCAGGGACUGGUCCCUCUGGAUUACAUGUUCAAAGUAAGUGAGCAGUCUCACUGUCCUUGCUUCUAAGGAGCACUCUGGCUGUACUUCUUCCAAGAUAGAUUUGUUCGUUCUUCUGGUAGUCCACGGUAUAUUCAAUGUUCUUCGCCGACACCAUAAUUUAAAGGCAUCAAUUCUUCAGUCUUCCUUAUUCACUGUCCAGCUUUCCCAUUCAUAUGAGGUGAUUGAAAAUACCAUGGCUUGGGUCAGGCACAACUUAGUCCUCAUGGUGACAUCUUUGCUUUUUAAUGCUUUAAAGAGGUCUUUUGCAGCAGAUUUGCCCAGUGCAAUACAUCAUUUGAUUUCUUGUGUUUCCACGGGCGUUGAUUGUGGGUGCAAGUAAAAUGAGAUCCUUGACCACGUCAGUGUUUUCUCCGUUUAUCAUGAUGGUGUUUAUUCAGUUACCAGGAUUUUUGUAUGGGGCAACU
Molecule: messenger RNA, 4487 nt
Organism: Loxodonta africana (African savanna elephant)
Lineage: Eukaryota; Metazoa; Chordata; Mammalia; Proboscidea; Elephantidae
Gene: PLPP6
Product: phospholipid phosphatase 6
Exons: 1
Coding region: 310-1194 (294 amino acids)
Molecular function (GO): sphingosine-1-phosphate phosphatase activity
Source: RefSeq, a predicted model, not a curated record